Molecule: messenger RNA, 2154 nt
Organism: Podospora pseudocomata
Lineage: Eukaryota; Fungi; Ascomycota; Sordariomycetes; Sordariales; Podosporaceae
Exons: 5
Coding region: 1-2154 (717 amino acids)
Molecular function (GO): RNA binding; 5'-3' DNA helicase activity; ATP hydrolysis activity
Source: RefSeq, a predicted model, not a curated record
AUGGCAAUCGAUAUUCCCACCUUUGCCUCAACGCAGAUUUCGCUGCUGGCGGCGGAGCUCCAAGCUGAAGUGGACGAGACGUCGAUGUUAGUGUCGCUUCAUAGCCCGACUGCUCUCCAGCGCGCGGGGGUUGCGCUGACGAACCUGGCGGUUUUGUCGCAGAGGACGGGGUUGGGGGGGAAGACUGUUGUUGAGGUGGGGCCGGAUGGUGCGUUUAGUUGUUCGGGUGAUUUGCCCGAGCAUGGGAUUCGAAGUGGGGAUAUUGUCUUGCUGGCUGAGCAGCCGGCCGCCAGUGGGAAGAAGAGGGAGGUGAAGGAGUUGGAACGGAAGGGGGUUAAGGGGGUUGUGACGCGGGUGGGGAGGCAGGGUUUGGGGGUUGCUGUUGAGGAGGAUGGGGAGGGGGAGGUGGUGGGGGGGGAUAGGAGGGUUUGGAUUGUCAAGUUGGCUGAUGAGGUGACGUGGAAGAGGAUGAAUGGGACGAUGGAGAAGAUGGCCAAGAUGGCGGAGGGGGAGUACUCUUAUUUUAUGAGGGUUCUCUUUGGCCUGACCACACCUUCGCCUGUUCCAGAGGAUUUGAGCAAGGAUGAAGAGGUGGGAGAAGGAAAGAUAAAGUGGUUUGAUACCAGUUUGAACGAGUCGCAGAAGGAUGCUAUUAGGUUUGCGUUGAAGAGUCAGGAGAUUGCUCUUAUUCAUGGCCCGCCGGGGACAGGGAAAACCCACACCCUAAUCGAACUAAUUCUCCAACUCCUCGCCCUCAACCCCAAAUCCCGCAUCCUCGUCUGCGGCCCCUCCAAUAUCUCGGUAGACAACAUCGUUGAGCGCCUCUCCCCGCACAAAAUCCCCUUGAUCCGCCUCGGCCACCCCGCCCGUUUGCUGCCCUCCGUCCUGAACCACUCUCUCGACGUCUUGACUCGCACCAGCGAGGCGGGGGCCAUCGUCAAGGACGUCAGGGCCGAAAUGGACGCCAAGCAAGCGUCUAUUCGAAAAACCCGCUCCGGGAAGGAGAGGAAGGCCAUCUACGCUGAUUUGAAGGAGUUGCGCAAGGAGUAUAGACAGCGAGAGAAAAAGUGCGUGAGUGAUCUCGUUGCCAAAAGCAAAGUCGUGCUCGCAACGCUUCAUGGCUCAGGGGGGUACCAGUUACGAGACGAAAAGUUUGACGUGGUGAUUAUUGACGAGGCGUCGCAGGCGUUGGAGGCGCAGUGUUGGGUUGCCUUGCUGUCGGCUAAGAAGGCAAUCUGUGCUGGUGAUCAUUUGCAGUUGCCGCCGACUAUCAAAAGCUUGAACUCUUCUUCAAAGACUUCUUCUACCUCUGGGGAGAAGAAGACUGCAAAGACCAAGAAAGACACCGCCGCGAGCAGUACCCCCCCAACUAUCCCGAAAGGUGCCACGUUGGAAACGACAUUGUUCGACAGGCUCCUCUCCCUCCACGGGCCCAAAAUCAAAAGGAUGCUCACCACCCAGUACCGGAUGCACGAAUCUAUCAUGCGGUUCCCUUCUGAUGAGCUAUAUGAAGGGAAGCUGAUUGCUGCGGAGGGGGUCAAGGCUAGGUUGUUGAACCAGCUGCCUGAUGUGAGGGAUGUUGAUGAGACGAGGGAGCCGUUGGUUUUUAUUGAUACCCAGGGCGGGGAUUUUCCGGAGAAGACCGAGGAUGAGGAGGAGGAGGAGAAGAAGAAGAAGGGAGUGACGAAGAGGAGUUUGUAUGGGGAUAGUAAGAGGAAUGAGGGGGAGGCGAUGUUGGUGAGGGAGCACGUGAGAUGUUUGGUGGAGGACGGGGGGGUGAGGGCCGAGGAUGUGGCGGUUGUUAGUCCGUAUAAUGCGCAGCUCGCCCUCCUGGCCCCCCUCAAAGAGCAAUACCCCGGCAUAGAACUCGGCUCAGUCGACGGGUUCCAAGGCCGGGAAAAAGAAGCAGUGAUCGUCACGCUUGUGCGAAGCAACUCGGACGGAGAGGUCGGUUUCCUUGCCGAGAAGAGAAGACUCAACGUGGCCAUGACACGGCCAAAGAGGUCGUUGACUGUGAUUGGGGAUUCGGAGACGGUCAAGAAAGGCAGCAAAUUCCUCAAAAAGUGGAUGGAGUUCUUGGAAGAGAAUGCAGACUUGCGCUAUCCGGACCUUGCUUCUCUCACGGCUGCUGCAGCAGCUGCUGCGAAGGCAUGA